Molecule: messenger RNA, 3564 nt
Organism: Closterium sp. Naga37s-1
Lineage: Eukaryota; Viridiplantae; Streptophyta; Zygnematophyceae; Desmidiales; Closteriaceae
Source: the annotation of a GenBank genome assembly
AUGGAUGCUAACUCUCACGUUGUACUCGUUAGUAGCAAAGCGGGUUUCCAUCCACACGAUGGUGCACCAACUGGGUCAACCGCAUGGCGGGAGCAGAAUCCAGGGAGGCAGGAGGCGAAUCCAGCCAAGCAGAAUGAGAAUCCAGCGAGCCAGAGUCCGAAUCAAGUGAGGCACAACCAGAGUCCAGCGAGGCAGCAGCUGCUGUACCUGGAAAGGUGUGGGAGAGAGGGGAGAGCAGCCGAGGCAUUGAUGAUGCUGGGAGUGAUGGAAGGGGAGGAGGGUGUGGGGGAGGAGGAAGAGGAGGGGGAGGAGGGGGAAGAGGGAGAGGAGGGGGAGGAGGGGGAGGAGGGAGAGGAGUGGGAGGAGGACGAGGAGGAGGACGAGGAGCGGGAGAGGAAAGAGGAGGGUUACAGAGCGAGAGGGCAUGGGGGAUUAGGUGGUGAAAGAAGGGGAGGUGAGGGAGGGGUGAGAGUUGACAGGAGUUGGUUGAGUGCAGCAGCUUUCUGUCAUGCCAUGCGUGCCCUGCUCAAUGCAAAUUGGCCGCUGACCGCAUUCAGACGUGCUGACGUGGACAUUGAGUCGGUGCCAGCUGGCAAUCGUCGUUCAUCACCUUCUGUGUCUUCUUUUGGACGAGUGUCAGAUGCUGCGUCAGCGCUCGCCGCCCGGAUGGCAGCAGUCGGAGUCAUACCCAACCGGCAGUUUUGUCUUCAUCUGGUGGAGGCUUAUCUGAGGGACGGGAGGGUGGAAGAAGCGGAGGAGGCGUGUGAGAGAGUGAGGGAGGAGGGGUGGAAGGUUCCCGGGAAGGUUCUGAGAAGGAUUGUGCGGGCUUGGGCUAGAGAGGGGAGAGCAGGGGAGGCAGAGGAAGGAGUGAGGGCGAUGGUGAAAGAAGGGGUGCAAUUGGAUGUUGCCACGUGUAACAGCAUGAUUGGGCUGUAUGCUCGUGUGGGGGCGUAUGACAAGGCAGGGAGAGUGUGGGAGUGGAUGGAGGAGAAUGGUGGAGAAGAGGAGGAGGAAACGGAAGGGGAGUGGGGAGUGAGAGGAGGGGAGUGGGAAGAGAAAGGAGGAGGGGAAGAGGCGAGGAAGAGGAGGAGGGGAAAUAAUUGCACUCCAACUGAAGCAACGUAUCGUGCCCUCAUCCGCAUGUACACCCGUGCGGGCAUGCCCAACGAAGCCAUCCACGUGCUGCAAGCCAUGAGCGCUCGUGGCCUCCCUUGGAGGGAUGGCCUGCUGGCGUCUGUCAUUCGCUGCCUUGCCACUGCUGGCAGGUGGAGAGACGCUCAAGACCUGUUUUACAAAGCACAGCGGGUGGCCGAAGCCCUCGCUAGCGAAGCUUUAGCUGAACCAGCAUUGCAGGCUCGGCCCGAACCUGUGGUCUGGAGAAAUAUCCAGCUCGAGACUGCAGCUUUGGGAUCGAGCAUAGCGUCGAGUGCUGCUUGGAAAACGAAAGAGCUGGAGCCCGCAGGGUGGGAGGAGCACGGGGGAAAUGAUGCUUUGGGAAGAAGGGAGUUCAAGCCUGCUGCGUGGAAGAACCAGGAGGAAGUAGUAGGCGAGCAGUCUUACAAGGCUCUUAUGAGUGCUUACCAACGGGCAGGGCAGGCGGAGAAGGCUGAGGAGCUGCUGCUGGCUAUGGAGAAGAGAGGCAUGCCCCUGACAGCGGACCUGUACCAUAUGGUCAUGGACGCACAUGGCAGGGCAGGCAACACAGCAGCUGCAGAGGCCAUUCUGGAGAGACAGCUCAACCACUCCAGGCAACUGUCUGCCGAACCACUUGCCGAACCAUCUGCCGAACCAUCUGCCGAACCAUCUGCCGUGCCAUCCACCGAAUCCUCCGCUGAACCUUCCUUGUCAGCAUCAGACCCAGCAGCAAUAAGUUCCAGAUUUGAUGACGAUGUUAUGUCAGCCACAAGCACCACGUCAUCCAGUGCCACGUCAUCCAGUGCCACGUCAUCCAAUGCCACGUCAGCAUCAUCAACAGCCACCCCACCGUUUGCGCCGCCCAGGCCGGACAUCGUCCAGCUCACCUCCCUCGUGCACGCAUACCUGCGGGAGGGAAACUUCCGGGAAGCAGCAGUGCGUGUGCGGCAGAUGCGGGAGCUUGGGCUGGUCCCCACCUACAAGACGUGGGCCACUGUUGUGGGCGGUGCUGCGCGGUGUCAGGAUUUAAGGGACUGCUUCUCUCUACUAGAAGCGCUCUCCUUUGUGGGGUUUGACGUUCCUGAGAGGCUACUCCUCCAGUGUGACGACGACACCUGGACGGAUAUCGACAGUCUGCUGACGUGGCUGCUGGAGAGGGAUGCCAGCUGGAGCCGACAAAUCGCCACAGAAGGGAGCAAUGCUGAAAAGGGGGAAACGAGUGGCGUCAGGGAGGGGAGUGCAGGUCGGAACGCAGAGGGAAGUGUGGCGGAGGGCAGUGCAACGAGGAGCGCAGAGGAAAGUGUGGCAGAGGGGAGUGCAACGAGCAAGAGCAUGGUGAAUGAGGGCAGUGCAGCGAGGAGCACUGUCAACGUGCUGAUAGACCUGCUGUGGUGCUUCGGCCAGCGAGCCAGGGCCCACCGCCUCUUCCUCCUCUCGACCCACCGCGGCGUCUAUCCCCGAUUCACUGCCCGGGCUGCUCCUGAGGACUGGAAGCUGGACGUGCGCACUCUCUCCCCUGGGGCUGCCCUCGUUGCUCUACACCACUGGCUCGACAUGGUGCAGGUCAGUCACCCUCCUCUGCCCUGUCUCACCACUGCCAUCUGUCGCUCCCUCCUCUACUUUCUUCUCCACCCCUGUCUCUCUCCCCUGGGGCUGCCCUCGUUGCUCUGCACCACUGGCUCGAUAUGGUGCAGGUCAGUCAACGCCUCUCCCCUGCGCUCACUUUCCCUCCUCUUUCUCUCUUUCUCCCCGCUGCUGCCCUCAUUCCUCUGCACCACUGGCUUGACCUGGUGCAAGUCCGCUCCGCUUCCCUCUACUCCAAUGAUUAACCCUUCUCCUCCCUCUCCUCACUCUCUUAUCACCCUUGCUUCUUGCCUCAUUGCCCUGCCAUGCCCUGCCAUGCCCUGCCAUGCCCUGCCCUGCCCUGCCCUGCCAUGCAUACUCCGCUCCGCCGUCCAUGUCCGUCCAUCCCGCUUAUCCCCCUUCUCAUCUCGACCAUGCCGUCCCAUCUCCACCACCCCCAUCCCUGCCCUUCCAUCCCCAUCCAUCCCCUCUCAUCCCACCAUCCCCUCUCAUCCCACCAUCCCCUCGCAUCCCACCAUCCCCUCGCAUCCCACCAUCCCCUCGCAUCCCCAUCCACUCCAACAGGACGCUGCUCUCCAGGGUGUUCCAGCGCCCCGCCACGUCAGCAUCGUGACAGGUGGCAUGCUGCAGCGCGUCACCAGCAGCAGCAGCAGCAACAGCGGCAUGCCAGGUGGCAGCGUGUCAUUGAAGCGCACUGUGCGCAGCUGGCUAUGGGCCAUGGGGGCACCGUUCCGAGCUGACGAGGACAGGGAGGGCGUGCUGACAGCUAGAGGCUAUUCUGUGGAGAGAUGGGUCAAGGUGAGUCAACAUGGGUCAACGGGGGUCUGUUCUGGUGAUGAAAUCUGA